AUGUCCAUGUCCGAAGUUAGAAAACAAGAAUUAGCGAAAAAAAGAGAAAAACUUCUUCAACUCCGGAAAGCUAGAGAGGAACGAAAGAUUACUCCGGCGCCGGCAGAAUCAACCGAAAAAUCAAAAAAAGAUGAACUAGAUGCUCUUCUCGCAGAUUUGUUGCCAAAACAAGAACCUAAAACAGAAGCACCAGAAAAACCAGUUGAAAAAGAACCAACGCUACCUCCUGAUUCAAUUAGAAUUGACAAUCUUCCUCCAAACUUUAUACCUAGCGGUCCGGCGACACCUACCGUACCGACGCGAUUCGUCCCAGAUUUCACUACUUUUGAAGCAGUUAUAUUAGAUAUUCCUCCAAAGGAAAUUGUGCAUUAUAACAAAGAAGUUCAAACUGCCGCUACGUCUUUCGAGGAGCCACCACCCUCUGAAGAAGAAAUUCGUGAAAAAGUGCGACUAGAAUUUGAAGAGCAACUAAAAGCAAAAGAAGCAGCUGCCGCAGAGUUACGUGCUAAGCAAGAAGCGGAAAAGAAAAAAGAGUUAAAACUUCUCGAAUUAUCAGAUGCAGAAAGACAGAAUAUCAUCAAGUCUCCAGAAUUUGAAGAAUUCAUUGCACAUUCUUCCCUAAUGGUAGAACGGGUUUUAUGUGAGAAUUAUGAUUUCAUGAAAGAUUAUGUGUUCGAUGGAGCAACGUCGAGUGAUGAAAAAGAUGGUGUACGUGUCAAGCAUUCAUGUUCAUUUUAUGAUGAUCGAUGGAGCAAAAAUCGAUUCGUUACUGAUGUUAAUUGGUCACAUAAGAAUCCUGAACUGUGUGUUGCAUCAUACAACAAGAAUCCUUAUAAUAUGAAUGACCCAGAUGGUGUUGUUUUAAUAUGGAAUUUGAGAUUAAUACAACGACCGGAAUUCGUUUUUCAUUCGCAAUCGGAUGUUUUGACAACAAUGUUUUCUGAAUUUCACCCGAGUUAUAUCAUUGGUGGAACUUAUUCUGGCCAAAUCUUAGUUUGGGAUAUGAGAGCAAAAUGUUUACCUGUUCUCAAGACACCACUCUCAACUGCCGGUCAUACCCACCCAGUUUAUUCGAUGCAGAUGGUUGGUACACAAAACGCACACAAUCUUAUCACCGCAAGUACAGAUGGCAUGGUGUGCUCUUGGCAGCUAGAAACACUACUUCAACCGACGGAAACCUUAGAAUUAGUUCAUUCAGGACACAACAAAACUGAUGAAGUUUCAGUUACAUCUUUUGGUUUUCCAGAAAAUGAAACCUCAACUUUCUGGGUUGGAACAGAAGAAGGCAAUAUCUAUCAAGCGAAUCGAUUCGGGCAUGCCGGCGGAAAAGCUGGCAUUAACCAAUAUGACACUUAUAAAGGACAUUGGGGCCCAGUAACCGGAUUUCAUUUCCAUCCUCUAGUCGGACCUGUAGAUUUCUCGGAUCUAUUUUUAACUUCCUCAGUGGAUUGGACAGUGAAACUAUGGAAAUCUAAAUCAAUUUCGAAACCGUCUGCUACAGCACAAACUAUCUCUCCAUUAUACAGUUUUGAAGGAACAGAUGAUUAUGUUUAUGAUGUUAAAUGGUCACCUACUAAUCCCGCUCUUUUUGGUUCUGUUGAUGGUAAAGGAAACUUUGCUGUUUGGAACUUAAACGAUGAUACUGAGAUACCAGUUGUAAAUACUCAAGUCGGUAAUCGUGCAUUGAACAAACUCCAAUGGGAUAAAGAAGGAAGAAGGGCGGCUAUUGGAUCAUCAGAUGGACGUGUUCACAUUUAUGAUGUUGGAGAGUUAUGUAAUCCAAGAGAAGAUGAGUGGGUUAAAAUGCAAAAAACACUUUCAGAAAUGAAUGAUUCUGGAGAAUCGGUUGUGAAAACUGCAAAAUAA
Molecule: messenger RNA, 1866 nt
Organism: Racocetra persica
Lineage: Eukaryota; Fungi; Glomeromycota; Glomeromycetes; Diversisporales; Gigasporaceae
Source: the annotation of a GenBank genome assembly